AUGGAGCGCGGUCCGAUGGUAGACGAGGCGCAGGCGGUGAACCUCGCGCGGCAGCUCGCAUCGGCCGUGGCGUUUUGUCACGCGAGCGGCAUCGUGCAUCGCGAUAUCAAGCCCGACAACGUGCUGGUCGUCAUGCGUCCCGAGGACCGUCACCAUCACCUCCCGUCGUCCCCUUCCGCUGAUGACUUCGAUCCGCUGGCCGUCGAUUUCCCCUCGUCUCCCAAAUCCACCCUGAAAGAAGCCGGGCCUCUCUCUUCCUCCUCGUUCUCCCCUUCCGCUUCUUCCUCCUCUUCGUCCUCGACCUUCUCCCCUUCAACUCCCUGCUCAUCAUCCCCCUCCUCGCCCACCAUUACGACCAGCGGUUCCCGUCGUGGCGCGUCGCGGUCGCCGUGCUCCUUGGCGUCGUUCUGCCUGCUGGACUGGCUCUCUACCCCCGACGCAGCUCCCACUUCGGAUAAUUCCGAGUCUCCGUCCACCUCGCAGCACACGGAUGACCACCGUGGGACCGUGAAUGGAGGUGCCACCGCCGCCCACAACACUUCAGGAAAUGAGAAUGCGGGGGUGUCCGCGGAUUUGGAGGUUGAAUCGCCGCCGGCAGCACCUAUGACGAGCGCACAGCGUCGUGAGCUGGUCGUGGGAGUGAAGCUGACUGACUUCGGCGGCUCUGCCGUGCUCAAGGGCGGGCUCGGCGGUGUGGUUAAAGGGCGGGGCGCGGGAACGCGCGGGUACAUAGCGCCGGAGGUGAUCACGGGACAGGCGUACGGGUGCAAGGCUGACGUGUACAGCCUCGGAAUCACGUUUUCCACCAUGCUGACGGGACAUAUUCCCGCCACGCCUGUGGACUUCUCCAAGCCCAUCUGGGAGAACGUGCCAGAGGGCGCGAAGGAUCUAAUCCGUCAGAUGCUUUACAUGGACCCGAAUCAACGGCUGAGCUCGUUCCAGGUGAUGGAGCAUCCGUGGCUGAAUCAGCCAGAGGCGAGGCGUGCGGAUGUCACUGCCAGGUAUCCCAGCCUGCUGCAGCCUUCAGCAAUGGUAAAGACAGAGAUGGCGUACGGUCAGGGCAGUACCAGUAACCGCGGCAGCAGCGGGGUCAGUGGGAGGACGUGCUGCAGUGCUCAAAGAAAUGCAGAUUGCAGCCCUCCAAUUGACUGCGAAGCAGCAGCCCCAUGA
Closterium sp. Yama58-4 is the source of this 1170-nucleotide messenger RNA. NCBI's taxonomy places the organism in Eukaryota, Viridiplantae, Streptophyta, Zygnematophyceae, Desmidiales, Closteriaceae. The record is from the annotation of a GenBank genome assembly.